GAGGCUGCGGAAACAAUUGCGGCAUGGUUGUUCGGGUUGAUCGGUCGACCGACCGGUCAGUCGUUUUAAGGGUAUGGGUGCAAGGAGAAAAAGGGGAGCAUAAAUACCUCUUGCUUGCUCGCAAAGUCAAUAGGAUAUCUCAACAACAGGCAGCAGCAUCUCCCUCUUCCUCUUUCUCUCUCAAAAAUCCAGACGCGCACACACACUCUCCCCCUCACAGGUAAAGAAAAUGGCUUCUCUAAGCUUCUAUACCAUGGCCAUCGCGCCCACCAUCACCGCCAUGAAAAACACUCUCGCCUUCAUAAAAAAGGGCCACGAACACGCCCUCUCCAACAAAAUCGACCCCGAAACCUUCCUCACCGCAUCUCUACACCCAGACAUGAAGGACUUCCGGUUCCAAAUCUACCGCAUGACCGACGCCGUCAAGUUCAUGCCGCCCCGCAUUAACCCAGCCCUCGAAACCAUCUCGCUACCAGAUGACGAAAAGACGUUCGAGGAACUCGAGGCUCGCAUCGAGAAGACGCUCAAGUAUCUCGAGAGCUUCAAGCCCGCUGAUUUUGAGGGCAAGGAGGCGAACGAGGUGCUAAUGAAGUUUCCAAACGGCAUGCAGAUAAGGUUACCAGCCGUGGAUUAUGUGUACAAGUUUGCCCAUCCAAAUAUGUGGUUCCACAUAACAACUGCAUACGGCAUUCUCAGGAUGAAGGGUGUGGAUGUCGGCAAGUUUGACUUUUUGAAUGGUGCGAAAGAAAUCGUGAUUGAACAAGUGGAGGAGCAAAAAUAGAUAACAGAUCAUUGAAAGUUUCUAUAGAAAGGAAAGAAAAGCAUUUUCUAGUGA
This is a messenger RNA of Bipolaris maydis ATCC 48331, 835 nucleotides long. RefSeq lists its product as uncharacterized. Lineage: Eukaryota; Fungi; Ascomycota; Dothideomycetes; Pleosporales; Pleosporaceae. The record is from RefSeq and is a predicted model, not a curated record.